This is a messenger RNA of Vigna radiata var. radiata (mung bean), 660 nucleotides long. Its product is annotated as calcium-binding protein CML38. Bases 68 to 490 code for a protein of 140 amino acids. Lineage: Eukaryota; Viridiplantae; Streptophyta; Magnoliopsida; Fabales; Fabaceae. The transcript has a single exon. The record is from RefSeq and is a predicted model, not a curated record. Gene Ontology annotation, molecular function: calcium ion binding.
AGACAAGAGAUGUUUGAUAGCAUUUAGUUUAAAUUUUUGGUGGAACAUAGAGACAUAUAGAAAGGAGAUGGGGCAGAAGGUUGGUUUAGAGGAUGUUGUGAGAUACUUUGAUGAAGAUGGUGAUGGAAAGGUUUCGCCUUUGGAGCUGAAGCAGGGGUUGGGAAUGAUGGGUGGUGAGGUUCUGUUGAGAGAGGCUGAGAUGGCAAUUGCAGCUUUGGAUUCUGAUGGAGAUGGGUUGCUGAGUUUGGAGGAUUUUGUUGCUCUAAUGGAAGGUGGAGGAGAGGAGCAGAAGUUGAAGGACUUGAAGGUGGCUUUUGAGAUGUAUGACAUUGAAGGCUGUGGCUUUAUAACUCCAAAGAGCUUGAAGAGGAUGCUUAAGAAGAUGGGUGAGUCCAAGACCCUUGAUGAUUGCAAAGCAAUGAUCAAACACUUUGAUUUGAAUGGGGAUGGCUUCCUCAGCUUUGAAGAAUUCAGAAUCAUGAUGCAGUGACCCAUAAACCUCACUCACCAGAUUUCAUUCAUUUUUUUGUACAUUAUGUAUGUGUAUUUCUCUUUAUGGUGUAUUCUAGUUUUCUAAUCUCUUCAUUAGUUGAGUCUGAAACGAAAUCUUUAACACCUAGUAAAUCAUAUUAAAUAAAGGGAUUUUAAAAGUUGUGUUAA